AUGAAUUUAACAAAUGAUUCUAGUGAAAAUGACAAUGACAAAGAAUCCUCAAGUGACGAAGACGAAGACAACGAAAAUCUCUUGAUUCAUUCGCCAACAGUUCUAGUAGAAAAAUUCUUUUCCGCUGAUAAUCUUAACGAAGAAUUCGAUAGCAGUGAUGAUGAUAUCAGUGAUAUUGAAAACCGUUCAUUUUCGAUUCAUCAUUCACCGCGACAAAAUCGUCUGUGUACAUUAUUAAGACAAUCAAGUCCACUUGUUCAAUUAAAGUUAAAUCUGCUCGAAAAGACUCAUUCUUCAUUGCGACAUGCAAGAUCCGACAGUGAUAUGUCAAAAGAGAGAAAUGAUCUAUUUCGUUCACGUCGUCUCUAUUUACCAUUGUCGUCAACAAAUGAAUUACAAACCCAAAUAACUAAUUGGUUGCAAGCAAGUACUUGCUUGAUUGAUUCGAUAUCGACAUCAACAUAUCAUCGACAAUGUUGGUCACAGUUACUAUUAACAUAUUUUAUUGAACGACGCUUCGUUAAUUUGCAAUUCAUUCUCUGCACACAUUCGAUAUUGUUAACAACAGUUAAUGAGGAUUCAUGUUCGAUGCACUCGCAUGCAUGUGUACCAGAAGAGGAUGCCUAUAAAUUAUGUUCAAUAUUACAGAAAGGCUCGCGGUUUAACAUUGAUUCGAAUAUUUUCGAUCAUAUACGUCGAAUUAUUGUGAUUAAAAGUAUGCAAGAAGCCAUUAAUGAUAACGUACAUUUGCAAGAACUUUAUGUCAAGCAACUAACCGGCCUUAAACAAUCGCUGAAUCGACAGCAAUCAUCGAUGACCACUAUACCAUCCAUAUAUUCUAAACUUCUUCUUUUUCUCUCAAGUCUAUAUUCGAUCAAAGCAGAAACGAUGCAAACACUCUUUUGUCAACAUCUUCUACACAAUCCGACUAAAAUCAUCGUUCGAAGGCUCGCAUCCAUGUCUGCAAUGCUGAUGGGUGAUGUCUACUUCUAUCUGUGCUUGUUUAUCAUAUUUGAUCAUCAAAUAUUUCAAGAUUAUCAUCGGUUAGAUAAAGAAUCUGUCAAAAUCUAUCGACUACCAUUGAAAAAUAUUUUCCGUUAA
Messenger RNA from Adineta ricciae, 1101 nucleotides. The record is from the annotation of a GenBank genome assembly. NCBI's taxonomy places the organism in Eukaryota, Metazoa, Rotifera, Eurotatoria, Adinetida, Adinetidae.